Molecule: messenger RNA, 300 nt
Organism: Rangifer tarandus platyrhynchus (Svalbard reindeer)
Lineage: Eukaryota; Metazoa; Chordata; Mammalia; Artiodactyla; Cervidae
Source: the annotation of a GenBank genome assembly
AUGUCUGAUGGGAAACUCUCUCCGGAGAUUUUGCUCAGUGCUGUUCAGUCCCUCGGGAAACACUGCAAGAGCCUCCACAGGACAGAAACUACUGGCACCUCCGCCCUCCAAAGAGGGGCAGAGCCCCUGCAGGGUCACACCUGGUUACCAGCUCGAUCUCAAGAUACUCCUGGGACCUUUCCUGUUGACAAACUGACUCUGAAGAAUUCAGCUUUGAUCCAAUUCCGUAGAUUUCAUCAUUUAGCUCUGCGGUCAUUCUCGCCUCCCUCAUUUCCCGGUUCUUGGAGUACCUCACUGUAG